Hyaloscypha bicolor E is the source of this 2407-nucleotide messenger RNA. RefSeq lists its product as uncharacterized. The transcript is spliced from 6 exons. The record is from RefSeq and is a predicted model, not a curated record. Lineage: Eukaryota; Fungi; Ascomycota; Leotiomycetes; Helotiales; Hyaloscyphaceae. Gene Ontology annotation, biological process: transmembrane transport. Gene Ontology annotation, cellular component: membrane. Bases 242 to 2161 code for a protein of 639 amino acids.
UACCGUGGGGCAGGCAGCCACCUGUCUUGUUAGGAGUCAUAAUGUGAUGGCAGUACUAGUCCAGAGGGUCUUUCAGCCUUGUAUGUUCCACUACCUAUGACGGGCGCGAGCUUGUCCACGACAUCUGUCUUCCCCUGACCUGUCACACCAGCCUUAAAAUCCACCGAUCCACCGCUGCUGUCCGGUUGUAAUCGUCGCACACGCGGAGCCCUACAGCGGCUUCUUGUUGCCUCACGGUAACAUGGCCGACUCCAUGGAGAUGCUGGUUCGGUCGAGACCGCGCUCGAGCAGAUCCUCUCCGAGUGAGAAGAGUGUCGAAGUGCAACGUGUUCCCGCUAGCAUGCCCCGAGAAGAACAGCCUGACAACUCGCGAUCCGUCAAUCGUUGGCUUGGGCCGUUAGCUUUGUUUAUGGUUACCAUCAAUGGAACCCUCGGAGUUGGAUUGUAUUGGCGAGGCGGUGAUAUCGUUGAGAUGGGCGGCCCGCUCGCAGUCGUCCUCGCCUUCCUAAUCAUGGGUUUUAUUGCUUGGACGGUGAUGCAGUGUAUCACCGAACUCCUGUGUAUUUGGCCGGUCCCAGGAGCCAUGGCAAUCUACGUCAGCGAGUUUGUGGACAACGAGCUUGGUAUUGCUGUCGGUAUAGCUUAUUGGUUUACGUACUCCGUCUCCUUCGCUGCCCUUCUCGCAACGACCGCCGCCGAAGUCACAUAUUGGAAUAAUAGCAAAGGCAUACAAGGAGCUAUAAUGUUUGUGGUGGUGCCUCUGAUCCUGGUGCUCAUCAACGCACUAGGAGUGGAAGUGUACGGGUUAGUGGAGGUGGUUGUGGGCAGCAUGAAGAUUUCUGUCUUCGUUGUGAUCAUCAUCGCGAUGAUUGCCAUCAAUGCAGGAGCAGGCAAUGAUCCAGUGGCAGACGGGGGGCACAUUGGCGCAAGAUUUUGGAAUAGUCCUACACCGUAUGAGACGCAAGCUGCGUCUGACUGGUUCAUUGCAUUCCUCAUGACAUUGUCAGUGGCUGGCUUUGCGUAUGUCGGCGUCGAAAUCAUUGCAGCAUCAGCGCUUGAAGCUCGGUGGCCAACAUCCAGGCGAUCUGAUGACGAGGAGCCAAACAAUGUGGGCGGUCAUGACGCCGAGCGCCAGAGCGCCAUGUUGAUCGGUGAAACGAUCAGAUUCGCGGCCGUCUGGAUCCCCGUGUUUGCGAUGAUCGCGUACACUGUUGGCGGGAUUCUAGUAGCCUCGAACAUCGAGCACGACGAUUGUCUGCUGACUCGGCAAAGCUGGAUCAAAAAAGUAGAUAGCGAUGGAAAGCUACUGUGUGCUGAGAAUGGCAUACCUUUCAAGGCGAACAGACCCAGCAUGGCGCCUUUCGUAGCCAUUGCGAAACGAUCACAGCUUCCUUCGCUGGCAUCGGCAAUCAACAUCUUCCUCAUUUUCACGGCCAUAACGUGUGCAAACACCAAUCUGUAUGUCGCGUCGCGUACUUUCUUUGGCCUGGCCAGUCGUCUAAGAGGAGGAGAGGGUGCCCCUCCGUGGAAACGUAUACUUGCCUGGUUUGGCAAGACGAACAACAGAAAUGUGCCAAUGCGCGCUAUGAUCUUUUCCGCUGUCGCUUUCUGGUGGGUCCCUCUUAUAUCAUUGGCACCAGGGGGAUCAGACUCUUCGAGUCCUAUCGGCAUGUUCAUUGAGGCGCUCAGCCAAAUGGGAACAGACGGUGUGAUCAUCGUCUGGGCUUGUGAGUGCUGGGCAUUCCUUCGCUUCUACUACUGCGUGAAGCGUCACGCCCCUACCCUCGAGGAGAAGCGCUUCCCGCAAGUUCGCCGAUUCCAACGUAUUGACGACGAUUACCCAUUCCGCAGCCACGGCCAGCCCGUGACCGGAUUUUUUGCUCUCUUCGCAUGCCUGUUGGUUUUAAUUGUCGCUAACGGGGCAUUUCUGUGGCGUGGCUUUCAGAGGGUGCCUUUUGUAUCGGCGUAUUUGACUAUCAUAGUGUUCGUAUUGAUAGUUGCGCUGCUGAAGCUCACCAAGGGGGCUAAAUGGGCUCUCGUUGAUCUAUCUCAAUGCGCAGAAGUUGAGGAGAUUUUCCGGAGGCUCAACGAGAUUCGUCAUCGGGGCGCUGCCGACGUAGAGCCAGAAAAGAGCUUGUGGAAUCUUUGGGGGCAUAUUUGAUGAAGCAUAUUGAACGAAUAAUGCAAUGUGUUUUUCGCGCAGAACUUGACAUCCCGCGUUGGCGUAUGACAGGAUUCAAGAGCGACUUGACUGGGUGGACUAAUACGGUUGUUUUGAGACGCACUUAUAUCGUUCAUCGUUUUGGGUGGUGGUCGAAGCUUGUAGCAUACAAGUUCUGAAAGUUAUCUUAGUUGCUACAUUAUUUAAGCCCUCUUUGUCGCCAUACACAAACAACCAAAAGCUUCG